AUGUCGUCGGUGACGAUCGGAGAUGUUACCCUGUCCGAGGAGGAGCUGCAAGACGGCUUCAGCGCGGAGACCAUCUUCGCGACGCCGGGUUCUAGGGGGUUCACUUUCGACGAUAUCAUCGCACUGCCGGGGUCCAUCGACUUCGGAGUGGAGGAGGUCGCUCUCGACACGCGCAUCACAAGAAACAUACCCAUGGCGUUUCCGUUCGCGUCCGCGGCGAUGGACACGGUGACCGAAAGCAAGAUGGCCAUCGCGAUGGCGCUGCAGGGGUGCAUCGGCGUCCUUCACGGCAACUGCCCGCCCCUAGAGCAAGUGAAGCUGGUGCAAAGGGUGAAGGGCUACGAGAACGGUUUCAUCUCUAACCCGGCGGUGAUGUCCCCGACGUGCACCGUGGCCGACCUGGACGACCUCAAGGCGGAGAGAAACAUCUCGGGGGUGCCCAUCACCGAGGACGGGUCGAUAGGGUCUAAGCUGGUCGGUCUGUGCACAAAGAGAGAUCUGGACCUUGUUGACGAGAGGCACGAGCCGCUGUCGGAGCACAUGACGCCUGUAGAUGAUCUGAUCUUGGGGAGGGAGGGGUGUUCCCUGGAGGAGGCGCAGGAGAUCAUCAAGGUUUCCAAGAAGGGCUACCUGCCAAUCGUGGACGCCGAGGGAAACCUCUGCGCCUUGACCACCCGCACCGACCUCCUCAAGACGAGGGACUUCCCCCACAGCACCAAGGACCCGCUCACCGGCAAACUGAGAGUUGCUGCCGCUGUAGGAGCGGGCCCGGACGACCGGGACCGCAUCGCGAUGCUUGUGGAGGCCGGGGUGGACGUGCUGGUAAUCGACGAGAGGAACGGAGAUACUACGGAACAGAUUGAUCAGGUUCGUCACAUCAAGGCCAAGUACCCCAAGGUGGACGUGAUCGGCGGGAACGUGGUUACCCGCAGCCAGGCGUUAGCUCUGCUCGACGCUGGUGUGGACGCUGUUCGCGUGGGCAUGGGCGCGGGUUCCGUGUCGACAACACAGCAGGUACGAGCGGUCGGGCGAGCCCAGAUCUCGUCGGUGUACCACGUACGAGCCGUCGGGCGAGCCCAGAUCUCGGCGGUGUACCACGUGAGCAAGCUGGCGCGCGCGUACGGAGUCCCGGUCAUCGCGGACGGAGGGAUCAUGAACACGGGGUGCGGGAUCAAGGCGCUGGGCAUGGGCGCGAGCGUGCUGAUGAUGGGAUCCCUCCUGGCCGGGACGGAGGAGGCCCCCGGGGAGUACUUCUAUCAGCAGGGCAUGCGGCUCAAGCACUACCACGCCUUGACCAGCGUCGAGUCCCAGCAGAACGCUCGCGCUCGCGACGCAGCCAUGGCCGCGGCGAAGGGAACGUCGGGGGUUAGCGGUGUGGUGGUGGACCGGGGAAGCCUGCACAGAUUCGUGCCCUACAUGGCGCAGUCCGUCAGGCACGGCUUCCAGGACAUGGGAGUCAAGUCUCUCGCGGACCUUCACGCCGAGGUGUACGAAGGGACGAUCCGGUUCGAGAUCCGCUCGCCGUCGGCCCAGAAGGAAGGCGGGGUACACGACCUGCACUCGUACUCGCGCAAGCUCUACGCGUGAAGGGUCCUAGUAGGCUAGGCUCGAUGUUCUACGCUUGAAGGGAAAUUCGGGCGGUUUUAGGCUUGAGGCUCUUCGCUUGAAGAGGUCUCUAGGGUAGGCUCGAAGCUCCACGCUUGAAGAGAAAUCGGUCGGUGGCUAGACUUCAGGCUCUCCGCUUGUGAAGAGAAUUCGAGCGGUCUAGGCUAACGCUCCGAGCUAUAGGGUUGGAAGAGAGGUGGGGGUGUCUAGGCUAGGCUAGAAGUGAAGCCGGGCGGUCUAACCUUAAGAAUACGGCGGCUGUUCGGCGGCGUGUUAUGGCGAGAUGCUGAUGAUGCGGUCCAGUGGUCUAGGCUUAAAUAGUCG
Messenger RNA from Ectocarpus siliculosus, 1929 nucleotides. Lineage: Eukaryota; Phaeophyceae; Ectocarpales; Ectocarpaceae. The record is from the annotation of a GenBank genome assembly.